This is a messenger RNA of Clupea harengus (Atlantic herring), 6123 nucleotides long. RefSeq names its product lysine demethylase 4A a (gene kdm4aa). The record is from RefSeq and is a predicted model, not a curated record. Gene Ontology annotation, biological process: chromatin remodeling; regulation of gene expression. NCBI's taxonomy places the organism in Eukaryota, Metazoa, Chordata, Actinopteri, Clupeiformes, Clupeidae. Gene Ontology annotation, cellular component: chromatin; nucleus. Gene Ontology annotation, molecular function: histone H3K9 demethylase activity; histone H3K36 demethylase activity.
CAAUCACAAACUGAGCAUGCGCUUUUGCCCGAUACAAUAAUGGAGGACCAUCCUUACUGCCCGUGGUAAAUUCUGAAUAAAUGCCCUUCUUACUCUGAAGAUCUGAGUCACCAACCAGUACUCAACAGCUCGAGAUAUUGUGACACUGGCAACAUGGCUUCAGAUUCUGCAUCCCAGAAUCCUGGCUGCAGGAUCAUGACUUUUCAGCCCACCAAGGAAGAGUUCAAAGAUUUCAGUCGCUACAUAGCCUACAUGGAGUCACAAGGAGCACAUCGGGCCGGAAUGGCAAAGGUCAUACCACCUAAAGAUUGGAAACCCAGGAAAACGUACGAUGACAUUGAUGACCUGGUGAUUCCCGCGCCCAUUCAGCAAGUGGUGACUGGCCAGUCAGGUCUCUUCACCCAGUACAACAUUCAGAAAAAGCCCAUGACUCUCCGGGAGUUCCGCAAGACUGCAAAUACAGACAAGUUCUGUAACCCCAGAUAUGUGGACUUUGAUGAACUGGAGAGAAAGUACUGGAAGAACCUGACCUUUAACCCUCCCCUCUAUGGAGCCGAUGUCAAUGGCACCCUCUAUGAUCCAGACGUGACGGAAUGGAACAUAGGGUGUCUGAAUACUAUCCUGGACACGGUGGAGAGAGAGAGUGGCAUCAAAAUCAAAGGCGUGAACACCCCGUACCUGUACUUUGGGAUGUGGAAGAGCACAUUUGCCUGGCACACCGAAGACAUGGAUCUCUACAGCAUUAACUACCUGCACUUUGGAGAGCCCAAGUCUUGGUAUUGUGUUCCCCCUGAACAUGGAAAAAGACUGGAGCGCCUAGCUAAAGGCUUUUUCCCUGGAAGUGCCCAAAGUUGUGAGGCCUUCUUACGACACAAGAUGACUUUAAUUUCACCAUCAAUACUUAAAAAAUAUGGAAUACCAUUUGAGAAGGUUACUCAGGAAGCUGGUCAGUUCAUAGUGACAUUUCCAUAUGGAUACCAUGCUGGGUUCAACCACGGCUUCAACUGUGCAGAGUCCACCAACUUUGCCACACAGCGGUGGAUUGAGUAUGGGAAGCAGGCCACACUGUGCUCGUGCCGGAAGGACAUGGUGAAGAUCUCAAUGGACCUGUUCGUGAGGAAGUUCCAGCCGGAGCGCUACAAGCUGUGGCUGGCCGGGAAGGACAACGGGCCCAUCGACCACUCCAAGCCCACCCCAGAGGCGGCGGAGUUCCUGCAGGGCGGCAGGGAGAGGUUCCUGGUGGAGCUCAGGAAGGAGGAGAGCAGCGACCAGGCGGACCACAUGGAGACGGAGGCCUCCAGCACCACUGAGGGAGAGGAGGAGAGCAUCUCUAAAGAGAAAGCGGCCGUGAAGAGACAGCAUGGCUGCGUUGAGACUGAGCCGCAGCAGCAGCAGGAAACACCUCAGGAGACGCCCAGGCCAGACCAAGAAGAGGUGGAGCAGAAGAAGGCUCGUCUCUCUCCGCCCGAGAAUGAAACCCAGAAGCAGGAGCCGAGCUCAGCAAGCCCAGUUUCAGUUCAAGUGCCAGAGCCGCAGCAGCAGCAGCAGCAGCAGGAGGAGCAGCAGCAGAAACCAUGUGAGGUGCCUCAGCAGAACCAGCCCCAGGCAGACACUCAGGCCAAGGCAGAGAGCAGCACCCCACAGCCAGCAGAGUCAACAAAGCCUGGGGCGAACGAGGUAAAGCCUGGGGCAAACGAGGUAAAAGCCGCACCGGCAGAGCCAACCAGUCCACAGCCUGCACAGGAAGAGCCCACUGCAGCUGAGCAGGGUUCAUCUGCUGGGGGUGAAGCCUUGGAGGGGAAGCCUGCUGAAAAGGUGGAGGCCUCUGUGGAGCCAGGGCAGGGAAAACAGGGAGUCCAGGAGUGCCCACAGGUGGAGGUUUCAGAUCAGGCAGCAGCAGCAGCUGCUGCUGCAACUGCAGGUGGGGUGCCUGCUGAGGUGGAACCAGCAGAAUCGAAGCCCACUGAUCUGGAACCAUCGCAGGUGAAGUGUUCAGAGAAGGCGGAACGUUCUGAGGCUGACCCAGAAGACGAAAAGCCAGCUGUCGAGACGACGACGACAACGACCGAAGACGAGAAGCCAGCUGUCGUGACGACAACGACAGAAGACGAGAAGCCAGCUGUCGUGAUGACGACGACAGAAGCGAAACCCAUUGAGGUGCAACCAACCAAAGGAAAGCCCUCUGCGGUGGAACCGUCAAAGUUGCUGCCUGUUAAGUUUGAGCCUCUCAAGCUCGAGCGAACCAGAGGUAAGCCUGCCAAGGCACAGAACACGAAAGCAUCCAUCUGUCUCACCAGGAACAGCACCAUGUCCCCUCCGACACCGUCGCCGUCACCGUCGCCGCCGCGAUCACAGGCCCCUGCCCAGCCACCAGCCAAAGUAGCCAAAGCCAAGGCAGUCGCCCCAGCCGCACCAGUGCCCACCCCAGUGCCCACGGAGCCCCAUGCCGCCGCAGGGACAGCAGCCCUCACCGAGGUCAACACCAAACCUGCCCCUGCAACCUCAGUUACCCCUGCACCUGUGUCUACCCCUAGCCAUACCCCGGUUAACGCCCCAGCUACUACCCCGGCGGCCCCCAGCACCAGUCCGGUUCAAAGGCUCUUCCAGAGGACGCUGAGUCCGGCAGAGGUGCUGCACGUCCACAGCUACGCCAAAGGAGACUACUGCAGCGAGGGCGAAACGCCACGCAGGGAGGACCGGAACAGCGUCGGAGACGACAGUGACCUUGAGGACGAUGAUGACGACGAUGACGACGACGACGAUGAUGACGACGACGACGAUGACGAUGAGGUCAAGAAGGAGGCAGAUGAUGAAGCUGAAGACGAGGGUAUGACUGAGCGCCUGGGGAAACUCCCCCGUCACCAUCCACUCAUAAAGGACAGCAUGAGUGAUGAGGAGCUGCAGGAGCCGGCGGCAGCGGAGGACGAGGUGGUGGAGGGCGACGCCUGGGCCCGACCGCUGGCCUACUUGUGGCAGAACCGCCCCUACAGCCUGGAGAAGGAGAAGGAGUACAACCGCAGCGUGGGCCUGCAGCGACCCUACUGUGCCGUGUGCAUGCUCUUCCACACCUACCAGCGGACUGAAUGUGCGGACAGCGACCCCUCGGGUCCUCUGGUGGGUCCGGCGGCUCGUCAGCGGACCAAGCCCUUGAUUCCCGAGGCCUGCUUCACCACCACCACUGAGGAGUCGGCGGAGGUCGAGCUGUUGGCGCCCUACCUGGAGGCCGACGGCACCAGCCUGCUCAUCAGCUGCACCGUGUGCAGCGUACGCGUCCACGCCAGUUGCUAUGGCGUCAACCCACACAGUGUGACCAAAGGCUGGAAGUGUGCCCGCUGCAAGGCCAACGCCAUGGCCGAGAGCUGCUGCCUGUGCGCGCUGAGGGGAGGGGCCAUGCACCGAGCCAACAAUGACAAGUGGGUGCAUGUCCUGUGUGCAGUAGCUGUGCUGGAGGCGCGCUUCGUGAACAUCACCGAUCGCUCCCCUGUGGACCUCAGUGGCAUCCCCCUACAGAGGUUUAAACUGAAGUGCUACUACUGUAAGCGGCGGAUGAAGAAGCCGUCCGGCUGCUGUGUGCAGUGCUCCCACGGUCGCUGCCCCACCUCCUACCACCCCACCUGCGCCCAGGCGGCAGGCAUCCUCAUGCAGCCCAACGACUGGCCCUUCGUCGUCUACGUCACCUGCUGUCGGCACAAAGGCCCCGUCCAGGCUGAGCGUAAUAAGGCAGCCCUGAGAGAGCUGACCGUGGGGCAGAAAGUUAUCUGCAAGCACAAAAAUGGACGUUACUACCAGUGCGACGUCGUGCAGCUGUACAAGGAGACCUUCUAUGAGGUCAACUUCGAUGACGGCUCCUUCAGUGACAACCUCUUUCCUGAGGACAUCGUGAAUCGGGACUGUGUUCAGCAGGGACCUCCUGCCCAGGGCGAGGUUGUGCAGGUGAGGUGGACGGAUGGCCUCGUCUACGGAGCCAAAUUUGUGGCAGCUCACGUCAUCCAGAUGUACCAGGUGGAAUUUGAAGAUGGCUCCCAGCUUACAUUCAAGAGGGACGAGGUCUACACCCUGGAUGAAGACCUGCCAAAGAGAGUCAAAUCGAGACUGUCCAAGGCGUCGGACAUGAGAUUUGACGAGAUGUUCGGCGAGAAGAAGGUCCAGUCGACCAAGAGGCAGCGGGUGAUCAACUCCAGGUACCGGGGAGACUACAUCGAGCCGGUGAUCUACCGAGCCAUCAUGGAGUAGCCGAGCAGGAACAGACAACACCCCCCCCCCCUCCCGGAAGGUUCCUGCGCCGCCGCCUGACUGAUCACCAGCACUGAUAAACCAGGACCCUCCACCAGAGCUCUGCCGAAAGAGUGGGCGUCAUGACAACGACGACGACUCAUUUCUCUCUCUCCACACGCUUUGUCUCUUCCUGACUCUUCCGAGAGAACUGUGAACAAAAACUCUUCCCCAUAAUUGAUUGUUCAUAUUCAGACACACACACACACACACACACACACACACACACACACUCUUUACACUCAACAACCCAAUCAAUUGCAGCGUUAUUUUAAUUUUGUGUUGUGUAGGUAGUGAGCCAUAAGUGCAUCUGUUGACCCGGAGUGGAGAGGUGGAGGUACUCUCUUAAGUAAGGUAAAACGCUUAAGUAAUGCAACUCGCUUAAGUAAGGUGACCGUCUUAAGUAAGGUAGCUCUCUCAAGGCGUGUCCCUCUCAAGACCCGGUGCCUUUCUAGACUGGGCCUUGAGUUCUCUGAGUGGGGAGUCCACCUCUGGCAGAAAUUAGUUCUGUUCAGUUCUGGCCUUGGUUCUGGUUUUGAAGCAUUGCCUCCGUCUGUGUGUUCAGCCAGGAGGAAAGAAAGGCAUUCACCUUUUUUUGAAGUGAUGCUGAAGAUUGUGUUCGUGUGGAAAGGCUUACCAGGUCAUAGUUCUCUAACAAAUGUUCGAACAGAGAUGUUCUCUGCAUUUCAAAGAAUGUUGCCUAUUGUCAAUCAGUUUCAUGUAUUUAUUGUUUAAAGCGCUCCUCAUUCAGGGAGCGCGUGUUCUGCCUGUGAGUCUGGGAGGCUUAGCCGUUGCCAUUUAAUUUUACACACCUCUAAGCAGGAGUCCAAUGUCAACAGAUGACCGCAUUCCCGAACAAUGUACAUUAUAUUAGGAAUAUAAUGAAUAUAGCGUUUCCAUUUUUUAGAGGUUGUUUUUUUUUCUCUCGUUUUUUUUUUACCAACAUAUUUAUUAUAUGGUGCUUUAUGAAAUUAACCUUGGCAAUACAAUUGUGUCAGUUACUAUGCUGUAAGUUCGAGGUUCUGGACCGAUUUGUUGUUCGUCCUAUUUUUGCUAUGAAGAUCUUCUGGACAGAACCCCCUUCCAGUGAAAUGCCACGGAUUUCUUUUACACGCAGCCAAGGUCCUUCCUCUUUUAAAUGAAAGCCGUGCUUCGCGCUCUAAUUUAAGUCCGACUUUGACUGGACCGUUUUAAUAGCAACAUGCAGCCAUUGCAGUUUGCUUUCCUCGAGAUGAUGAAAUUUAUUUUCAAUGCAUUAUUUUUGCACUCAUAUUAAUAUUAAAAAUAAUAAUAAUAAUAAUCUAUAUUUGUCGCUUCCCGGCAUAGCCAAGUUCAAAGUUUGGAAGAUGCACUUAACGAAAGGACAUACAGAGGCCUUCAGCAGUCCCAUGGUUUGCCUGUAUAUUGAUGUCUAGUGUGUGUUUUGUCAGACUCCGUAGUGCUGAUGGCCGUAGGAGAUAACAGUCGAUUUUAUCAAGGCCCACUUUUAAAGGCAGAAUCGUAGGCCGGUCGCUAUCUAAUAUCACCACUCAGACAGAGCAGUUCGAAAUGGAAAGAAGUUUUCUAUUUUAAAAUAGCCUAUUUUAUUGCUUUUGUUUAUAUUUUCCAUGUUCUGUGUCCUUAUAUACUGUGUGAUAGACUUGUAUGUAGUUUAUUUAAAGAUGUUGAGCUGUUUCUGCUGGAAGUGGAUGUUUGUCGGCUGCUUCCUGUUUUUAAGCUUUGCUCAGACGUGUUCCCCCAUCCCUGGCCUGUUUGGCAUGGAUGCCAGUCUGUCUCGCUCACAUCAUAUUCAUGGAUUUUGUAAAGACCAUCAGUUUGUGUCAGUAAAAAGAUAUGGGCAUACACGUUCCA